Messenger RNA from Neopelma chrysocephalum (saffron-crested tyrant-manakin), 1638 nucleotides. Its product is annotated as EVI5-like protein. The transcript has 13 exons. The record is from RefSeq and is a predicted model, not a curated record. The annotation marks the transcript as partial. NCBI's taxonomy places the organism in Eukaryota, Metazoa, Chordata, Aves, Passeriformes, Pipridae.
AUGGCCUCGCCGGCCACCAGCCCGGACUCGUCGAGCCACGAGGGCCCGGCAUCGAACCACGAGGGCCAUGAGGGCCCGGCCCUGAGCCACGAGGGCCCAGCAUCGAGCCAUGAGGGCCCAGCAUCGAACCACGAGGGCCCGGCCUUGAGCCACGAGGGCCUGGCAUCAAACCAUGAGGGCCCGGCAUCGAACCACGAGGCCCCGGCGUCGGCGUCGGCGCCCGCGGGAUCCCCGACCUCGGACUCGGAGAACCUGAGCCCCGACGAGCUGGAGCUGCUGGCCAAGCUGGAGGAGCAGAACCGGCUGCUGGAGGCCGACUCGAAGUCGAUGCGCUCCAUGAACGGGUCUCGGCGGAACAGCGGCUCCUCGCUGGUCUCCAGCUCCUCGGCCUCCUCCAACCUCAGCCACCUGGAGGAGGACACCUGGAUCCUCUGGGGCCGCAUCGUCAACGAGUGGGACGAGUGGAGGAGGAAGAAGGAGAAGCUGCUCAAGGAGCUGAUCCGGAAGGGGAUCCCGCACCAUUUCCGCGCCAUCGUGUGGCAGCUGCUGAGCCGGGCGGGGGAGGUUCCUGUGCGGCAGCAAUACUCGGAGCUGCUGCGCAUGUCCUCGCCCUGCGAGAAGCUCAUCAGGAGGGACAUCGCCCGCACAUACCCCGAGCACGAGUUCUUCAAGGGCCAGGACAGCCUGGGACAGGAGGUGCUCUUCAACGUCAUGAAGGCCUAUUCCCUGGUGGAUCGGGAGGUGGGAUAUUGCCAGGGCAGCGCCUUCAUCGUGGGACUGCUGCUCAUGCAGGUCUGGGAAUGGGGCUGGGAAGAGCAGCUGCCGGAGCUGAGCGGGCACUUCCGUGCCCAGAGCUUCCUGACCUCCAUGUACGCCUCCUCCUGGUUCCUCACCCUCUUCCUCACCACCUUCCCCCUGCCCGUGGCCACGCGCGUCUUCGACGUCUUCAUGGACGAGGGGCUGGAGGUCGUGUUCCGUGUGGGGCUGGCGCUGCUGCAGCUCAACCAGGCCGAGCUGGUCCAGCUGGACAUGGAGGGCAUGUCCCAGUACUUCCAGAAGGUGAUCCCGCACCAGUUCGACUCGUGCCCGGACAAGCUGAUCCUCAGGGCCUUCCAGGUCAAGUACAACCCCCGCAAGAUGAAGAGGCUGGAGAAGGAGUACACGCAAAUCAAGAACAAGGAGAUGGAGGAGCAGAUCGAGAUCAAGCGGCUCCGAACCGAGAACCGGCUCCUGAAGCAGCGGAUUGAGACCCUCGAGAAGGAGAGCGCGGCUCUCGCCGACCGCCUCAUCCAGGUACUGCCGAAAAAACUCCUUUUUUCCCCCUUUUUCCUGCUUUUUCCGCCCCAUUUCCGCCUCCUCCGCCUCCCCUUUCCCGCCGCUCCCGCCGCCUCUCCCCUUUUCCUGCUUUUCCGGAGGCUCCCGAGCACCUUCCCCGCGCGGGGGGGGGAGGAGAACCUGCAGAGGGCUCAGAGCACCAUCAGGGAGCUGCAGGGGACCCCCCGGUUCAGCGAGGAGUUCGUGACCCACCUGCAGACGGAGCUGGAGCAGUCGCGGCUGCGCGAGAGCGAAACCCUCGGGGCCCUCAAGGAGAUGCAGGACAAGGUCCUGGACAUGGAGAAGAGGAGCACGCUGCUGCCG